AUGAAGGCGCAACAGGAGUCUGGAUAUGAGGGUGAGCAACGGCAAUCCGCAAAGGGCGGCGAGCGCGUGCAAGAAGAAUCGGUUGCUCAUCAAGAGCCAUUGAGAAUAAUGUCUUGGAACGCCAACAGUUUCCUGCUGCGACUGAGACACAACCGGGCGGAGUUGGUUGGCUUUAUCUGCAAGCACUCGCCUGAUGUCAUUGCCAUCCAGGAGGUGCGCAUGCCAGCAGCAGGGCGGAAGGGCGGGCCUCUCAACCAAUCAGAGCUCAAGGAUGACACGAAGCAAGCCCGGGAGGAGAGGCAGUUUAUGCAGCAUGCACUGGCAUCACCACCGUUCUCCCUGUACUGGGUGUGGUGGUCCCUCGCCCCCACCAAGUAUGCCGGCACAGCCAUGCUGCUCAAACGCUCCCUGCUGCCCCGCCUCCUCUCCGCCUCCUUCUCCCUUGACGUAGGAGCGGCGGAGCAGAGGCAGCAGCGGAGGCAGCAGCAUGAGGCAGAUGGGAGGGCGAUCAUUUUGGAGUUUCCAUCCCUGCGCCUCCUCAACACCUACGUGCCAAACAACGGCUUCUCCAGAGACUCACCCAGCUUCCCCCGCCGUGCCGAGUGGGACGAUCGCAUCCGUCGGUUUCUCACCAGCGACGCCGUGCGAUCCAAGCCAUUGAUCUGGCUGGGCGAUCUCAAUGUGAGUCCAACAGACGAUGACGUCAGCGACCCUGGGUUCUUCCGUGCGGCGACCAAUGGCGAGCCGGUCACUGAUCCCGGGGAUCGGGGACAGCCUGGGUUCUCUCUCAACGAGCGGAUGAGAUUCGCCGAGACUCUGAAAAGGGCCGGCUUGACAGACGCGUAUCGCCACAUGCACCCCAGCAAGGACAUGCAGGCAGGCUUCACGUGGAGUGGCAACCCGGUGGGGAGGUACCGGGGCAAGCGCAUGCGGGUUGACUACUUCUGUGUGUCUAACAACCUUCUGCCCCGAGUGGCUGCAUGUGACAUUCACGGGCAAGGUUUCGAGGGCGAGGGUGAGUAUGGAUGCAGGGGAGUGGGCUGA
This is a messenger RNA of Closterium sp. Naga37s-1, 1044 nucleotides long. Lineage: Eukaryota; Viridiplantae; Streptophyta; Zygnematophyceae; Desmidiales; Closteriaceae. The record is from the annotation of a GenBank genome assembly.